This is a messenger RNA of Dunckerocampus dactyliophorus (ringed pipefish), 3212 nucleotides long. RefSeq names its product polycomb group ring finger 6 (gene pcgf6). Gene Ontology annotation, biological process: regulation of transcription by RNA polymerase II. Lineage: Eukaryota; Metazoa; Chordata; Actinopteri; Syngnathiformes; Syngnathidae. The record is from RefSeq and is a predicted model, not a curated record. The coding region runs from base 358 to 1116 and encodes 252 amino acids. Gene Ontology annotation, cellular component: PRC1 complex. The transcript has 10 exons.
AUUCAUGUGUAGACAGAAGGGAGUCAGAGACAGUAAAGUUAACUCGCGACUUUUCUUCGAUAUUUGUUAUGUCAACUUGAUAUAGCGUCUGCGACUUAGCUAUUGCUAAAGCUUUAGCGCACAUGCAGUUGAUGGUAUUUUGAGUACUCACAACAAGUAGCAAGCUAACGUUAGCCAGCUAACCACGCGCACAGGCAGAAGUUGACUGCAAAGCAAAACCUUGUUUGAAGCUUACCUUUCAUUUUUAAGCUACACAGAAUUACAUUGACUUUAAAUGACUUAAAUGAAAGUCUUGAACACGUACUUGCAAACCAGGCACAGGUAACGUCAAGCUACUGUGGUUCGCAGCCUUUGGGAAUGUCAUCGCCUCCAUGUGGUGUCAGCAGUCAUGACGGCUCACCUACCAGCGAUUCUGAUGAGUCUAAGCUCCCCCUCAGUCAGUUCUACCCAUACAUCCGAUGUGCCCUAUGCUGCGGCUUCUUCAUUGAUGCCACCACCAUCACAGAGUGUUUACACACCUUUUGCAAAAGUUGCAUCGUGAAGCAUUUUUUCUCCACCAACAGAUGUCCAACAUGUGAAAUUAUAGUCCACGAAACACAACCACUUUACAAUAUCAGGCUCGACCGACAACUCCAGGAUAUUGUUUACAAAAUGGUUCCUUUCCUGGAGGCGUAUGAAAGAGAACAAAUGUGUAACUUCUACAGAAAAAGAGGGCUGGAGAUACCCAAACCAGUGACAUUUUCCUGUGCAGCUCCUCCUGCGUUGAAACGGCAAAAGAAGGAUUGCGGGCCUCAGUCUGUGCUCAACAUUCCUCCUGAGCUGGAUGUGUCAUUGCUGCUGGAGUUUGUAGGGGCUGAAGAGGGGAUUAGCAACUACAAGCUCCUAGAAAGGCCAUAUGUGCGUGUGUCAGGUGAAGCCACUAUUCGCCAUGUGGAGCUGUUCAUCAGGAGGAAGAUGGAACUCAGCCCAACUUGCCAGGUAGAUAUGGUUUGUGGGGAUCAUUUGCUGGAUCACUAUCAGGCACUGAAAGAUGUACAGAGUUCUGUGGGAGCAGAGGCCCUGCAGGAUGGCGUGCUGGUGCUGCACUUUGGCUUGGUCCUGCCCAGUCAGUCUUGAAUGGAAAGGUUGGAUUUACUGACCGUAACACACGUGUUGUAGUGUGAAUAUUCUCAUCUACGUCAUCACUCUCCAAAGUGUCUUAGUGGGCUUAUUCAAUACGAAUGUCUCCAAAGCAUCGAUUGAAAAAAAAUCCAUAUCAAGAUGUGUAACUUAAACAGAACUGCAACAAAACUGUGCUAAGUUACUCACUAAAUAUUUUGAAUAUAAGUCUGGGAAAAGCUUUUGGCCUUAUUUUCAUGUCUCUUUGUUGGACGCACAUAGUAUAUAUUUGUAUAUUUUGCAAUACAGAGCAUACUUGGAUAAAUAUUCUUCAUGUAUUUAAUAAUCAAGAUAAGGGCUUGACACGCAAGGAGAACUACUGCCAAAUGUUCGUGAGCUUAAUGUUGAUCUGUCUUUUGAACAGCCUUAAUUUAACUUUUGGAUACAAAUAUUGACAUUAUUAUAAUGUCAAGUUGGAAACAAACAAAUCUUUUGUCAGGUUUGAUAAAAUGCCUUUUCAUUUGGAAUAAAAAAUACUUUUGAAAUGAGAUGUGAUGCCUAUUUUGAUGUGCUUUUUUUUUUUUUUUUAGUAUUAAGGGUUGAGCCAUCUGGCAACUACCAGUCAGCGUGUUUACUGUUAACUUUAUCGAUACAAUUUUAACGCACCGGACGAAGAUCUUACAGUGAUCAAAUCUCAGUGAGUCAAACUUUUACUUCCCCUUCAUUUGCAUAUACGGUAUGUCAUGUGUCACACGAAAGAUGAGACAGAAUGUCUUAUUCAGCUUUUUAUUUGGUUCGUUCCACCAGUCAGAGCAAAUGACUUGGUAAGCAGGGGUGGACACUGAUGCCUAAAGCUAGCGGACGUGCACACAGACAUGUUGAUAUGGUCUACACAUCUACGUUAUACAGUACAUGUAUUUUCACAGCCACUUCUAACUAGGUUUUCUCAGGUAGGGUUAGCACGAAGCAGAGGGCAGGCACACACAGUCUAGUUUGCUCUUUAAAAGACGAAUAUGCACUAACGUGAAACCCAUCGGUGCAGUUAGGUCAGGGUGUCCAAAGUGCGGCACAUUCUUAAACUACAAUUUCAUAAUUUUAUGAGAAUAACAUUGUAAAUUUAUAAGGAAAAAUAACAGCAUUUUAGUUGCAUGAAGUCGAAAGAUUACAUUUUCAUUUUUAAAGUCGGAAAGUUAUCCAUCAACCAACGAAGUUGUAAUUGUUGGAAAGUUAGGUUGGAGAAAAGUUAGAAUGUUCCGAGAAUAAAGUCAUAAUUACCAGAAGAUUUACAAGAGGAAAACUGGAAAGAGUUGGAAAAGUCAAGAAAUUAAGAGAAAGUUGUCAUCUAACGAGAAAAAUACAUUUUACGAGAGUAACGUAAUAUGAGGAUACACUUCAUUGUAGUAGCAAUUUUUUUUGUUGUUAAUAUAUAAUCUGAACAACAAAAACGUUGACAUUUUUGGAAAAUUAGGUUUCGGGAAACGUUAUAAGAAUAGUAUAAGUAUAAAAGUAUGUAAUAAGAGGAAACUUUAAAUAGUUGGGGGUGGGAGGGGGCAUUUUUUAUAAAAGUCAAAAUAUUAAGAAAAAAAAGUAUUCUAACAAGAAAGUAAUAAGCUGUCAUUUUAGUAGCAUAGAGUUGGAAUAUUAAUGUUUUUUUUAAACUCAUAAUAUGAGAAGCCAAGAGGGUCAAAUUGUCAUUUUUGGAAAGUUAGUUUGGGGGGAAAGUUCCAGUAUUAUGGGAAUAAAGUCAAAAUAUGUCAAAAGUCAUAAUUACAAGAACAAAGUUGAAAUAUUUGAGAAAAGAGCAGAAAUGGGGAAAAAAAAUAAUUUUAAUGCAAUGAAGUCAAAAUAUUAAGAAAAAAAGAGUGAUAUAUAACGUCUUAGCAUAGCUUUAGAAAAUAUCAAAGUGGCCCUUGCAUCCAUUCAUUUUUCACUAUGUGGCCCUCACUGGAAAAGGUUUAGACACCCCUGGUUUAGUUGACAAGUAGGCCUGUCACGAUAAUUGAUAAAUCAAUGAAUCGAACAAUUUAAAAAAAAAAAAAAAAAGAUGUUGAUCAUUUUUGCCGGCCUCCAUAAAUUGACAUGUACAUGCUAUAAUUAAUGGAAAAAACAACAAA